This is a messenger RNA of Bacillus rossius redtenbacheri, 2283 nucleotides long. RefSeq lists its product as uncharacterized. The record is from RefSeq and is a predicted model, not a curated record. Gene Ontology annotation, molecular function: copper ion binding; oxidoreductase activity. The transcript has 12 exons. NCBI's taxonomy places the organism in Eukaryota, Metazoa, Arthropoda, Insecta, Phasmatodea, Bacillidae.
GCUUUGCGGGGCUUGUUCUGGGUGAGGCAGACAAAGCCUGGUGGGUGUGCUGACAUGGGCUGCCCCAGACUUGUCUCAGGUUUCACCUCUGUCGUAGCAGCGCAGUUGUUCUGCCUUUGCGCUUUCUACGUCAGUUCUCAGCUGAUCACAGAUUCACUGCCGUACAACAGUGUAACUCACACACCACUUUCGAGUCCCGAGGAAUGUGCCAGACAGUGUCGGGACCACGAACCUCCCAAGACAUGUUACUACCACUUCACGCCCGAGCAGUACGUCACUCUUGGAGACGCAUGCCUCGGCUCGGACACCAAUGCGCAGUGCGUCCCGGCUGAUGGCGUGGAAAGGAGCUUUCUCUCUGUGAACCGCAUGUUGCCUGGACCCAGCAUCCAGGUCUGCGAAGGUGACAAAGUGGUUGUGGACGUGCUCAACAAGAUACCAGGCGGCGAGGUCACUCUUCACUGGCACGGGAUACUCUAGAGGGAGACGCAGUACUACGACGGAGUGCCGUUCGUCACGCAGUGCCCCAUUCCCGAGGGCACCACGUUCCGCUACCAGUGGUAUGCCAACCCGGGCACCCACUAUUGGCAUUCUCAUUCAGGUCUCCAGAAGCUGGAUGGACUCCACGGCAGCCUUAUCGUCAGGCAGGCCCGCUCCCGAGACCCCGGCAGCUCCCUCUACGACGUCGAUUCCCCGGAGCACGUCAUCCACCUCUCGGACUGGCUGCACGAGUCGGCGGCCGCCCGGUUCCCGGGCAGGUACACCAACGGGACGGGUGGCGUCACCAAUCAGAACCCUGAUAACCUGCUCAUCAACGGGCGUGGGAGAUAUACGGAUCCAGUCACCGGGACGUCCACAAACUCGUCGUACGCGGUGUUCUCCGUGAGGCCCCGCGUGAGGUUCAGGUUCCGCGUGGUGGCGGCCCUGGCGACGGCGUGUCCCGUCCAGCUGUCCGUGGAGAGACACCCCCUGCUGAUCCUGGCCACCGACGGGCAGCCGGUCCAGCCGGUCGCAGUCGACGCCGUCGUGUUGUUCUCGGGGGAGCGCUACGACUUUGUGCUGAGCGCCAACCAGUCGCGGGAUUCGUACUGGAUCGAGGCUCGUGGACUGGGGGAGUGCCAGCCAGGGAGGCUGAAGCAGCUCGCGGUGCUCCGGUACGAGGGGGCAUCAUCCGGGACCCCGUCCUCCCCGCAGCCCUCGUACGAGGACGGCCUGUCGCCAGGGGUGAUCCUUAACCCUCUGGUAGCUUCGUGUGAUGGCUCAGACCCUGACCACAUUUGUGUCAGCCAGCUGAUUAACCCUCGAGAGGUCGACAAAGGCAUCAUUCAGCAAGAAUCAGAUGUAAAGAUCUUCAUACCAUACAAAUUUUUUUUCUACACCCAAGCAGGAUUAUUCCAAUCUCAGGCCUACAGUACUUUUUUGGUGAACUACCGGCACCUCGUGGCGUCCGAGCUGGACGGGAUCUCGUUCGCGUCGCCGCCCUCGCCACUGCUGUCCCAGCCGGGGGACGUGCCCCCGGGCCAGGUGUGCCGCCGCGACGACCGGCCCGCGCGCUGUCUCGACCAGUCGCAGCCCUGCGCGUGCACCCACGUCCUCGACGUGCCGCACGACUCUGUCGUCGAUGUGGUCGUCGUCGAUCGCGGUCCGGUGGCCCGGCUGAGCCACCCUUUCCACCUGCACGGGCACUCCUUCCACGUCCUGGGGACGGACAGCUUCCGGGGUGCCGGCGCGACGACGGCGGACGUGCGGGCGGCGCUGGGCACGGACCGCCGGGGCCUCCUGCGCGGGCAGCUCGACCGGCCCCCCGGCAAGGACACGGUCGCCGUGCCCAGCAACGGCUACGCCAUCCUGCGCUUCAGGGCCGACAACCCAGGUUACUGGUUCUUCCACUGCCACUUGGUGUACCACAUUGCUGUCGGCAUGGGCCUCGUGUUGCACGUCGGCGAGGCAUUUCAAGUCCCGCCCGUCCCGCCUCAGUUCCCGAGAUGCGGGAACCACCUGCCACCAAUCACGGCCCCGCACGCGGAACGGUCAUAGCUUACCGCCUCUCAGACCGUACCACUGCUGCAUCGGUUUUGAAGUGUAGUAAUCAUAAAUAAACAUGGCACUUCUACAUCAGUUUUCGUCAAUACCAGUGAUCAUUGGGGACAAGCUCAUUAUGCGUUUGCUGCCAACAUCUGGCCGGCACUUUUAUUUCUCCGCCGAGAAGGGAGAUAUAGUCGCGCCUACAAUCUGAAGGGGUAUCCAGUUUGGAGAUAGCUUCAGCACUCGACGCAUCUGACGAAC